AUGUUUGUUCUUCCGCCUCCCCCGCGAUACCCUUCGCACGGGGGCGCUUACGGAGCCAUCGGCGCCGGCAUCGCUCCCAUGAUCGAGACAAACAACAUCCUCACCAACCCCGAGGGCCCGGAAUACCAGUUCCUGGUCGGUGAGGGCACCUACGUGCUAAAGGAAGAUCUGCACCUCGCGACACCGCCGCCUCACCCAUCCGAAGCCCCCGUCGUGAACCCGAAUCCUCUUGCGACGAGCCCGCAGCCCGCAACCGCCGGGACCAAGCUCUCCCUCAUAAGCCUCGAUUUGCGCGCCCCGCCGCCCUUCUUCUACAAAGGUUCCUCCGCCACAACGUUAUCACUGGGAGGUGACAUACAAGAACACCCCAACGAGGGCCGAUACUCAACCGAGGCUGGGCUCAGCAGUGAUGGGGGUGGAGGCUCUCUCAGCGACGCGCCCCCGACGUCGUUGACCAUGGUGUCUGCUCCGGCGUUUGGCGACGGCAACACGGCAUUGGCACCGGCCAGUACCAAGGAAGCGGCCAAGAAGAAAGUGGCCAAACCCAAGAACAACAUGACUAAGAGCAACUCGUCGUUCAUCUCUAGAGUAAUUGUCAACGAAAGUUUGACCAAAAAACUACAGGAAAGGCCUACAGACGGUGUGUUUGCUUUUGCCAACAUCAACCGGGCGUUUCAAUGGCUGGACUUGUCGUCGCCAACAAAGGCCGACUAUUUAACCAAGAUUUUGUUCACCAAGGCUCACUGCCUCUGCCACGACGUCAAUCCAAUCACCAAGAACAUCGCACACAUUGAUGUCAUCAUGGGGUUCUCUACAGGUGAAAUUAUCUGGUGGGAACCAGUUUCGCAACGAUACACUCGUUUGAACAAGAACGGCAUCAUCAAUGGCACACCCGUCUCUGAGAUUAGGUGGAUUCCCGGCUCCGAGUCCCUCUUCCUAGCGGCGCACAUGGACGGUUCGCUGGUGGUAUACGACAAGGAUAAGGAGGACGCGCAGUUCUCUCCAGAGGAUGAACUAGCAACAAAUGGAUCAACGAAUGGAGAGAGCGAUUCGACCAACGGCGUCAACCACAACCUCAAGAUCCAGAUCAACAAGUCUGUUCACUCCAAGAAUCAGAAGGCCAAUCCGGUGGCAUCAUGGAAACUGUCGAACCAGCGCAUCAAUGCAUUUGCCUUCAGUCCGGACAACCGGCAUCUGGCAGUGGUCUCGGAAGAUGGCUCGCUGCGCAUCAUUGACUACUUGAAAGAAGAACUACUUGAUCUCUACCACUCAUACUACGGCGGCUUCAUCUGCGUCACGUGGUCUCCGGAUGGUAAAUACGUGCUGACAGGAGGACAGGACGACCUGAUCUCCAUCUGGUCUGUCGUGGACUCGGCCAUCGUAGCGCGCUGCCAAGGUCACCAGUCAUGGGUGACAUCGGUAGCAUUCGACCCGUGGCGCUGCGACGACAGAAACUACCGGUUCGGAAGUGUUGGCGAGGAUUGCAGGUUGUGUUUGUGGGAUUUUAACGUUGGCAUGCUGCACCGUCCCAAGGCGGUACGUUGUCGGCUCGAGUCAGGCGUCGAAGAGCGCCAGGGACACAGGAAACGGGAAAAUCUGACUGUCGAGAUAGGCUUCCGUCCAUCACCGGGGCUCCGUGUCCUCACGCGACAAGAAACAGCGAACACUUCGGCAAGUCGAAUUCGGUCCAACUCUACGCUAUCUGGAGGCGUCGUGGACGAAGAAGGCAGCAUCGUCCACCCCGUCGAGCCUCGCGCGAGAAUCGCCAUGCUCCCCCCUGUCUCGGUAGAUUGCGCUUCGACCUUUCCAUUGUCAGAGAUAAGAGAAUCCAAAGCAGUCGAUACCCACCCACUCUGCUGGCUUGAAUUCACAGAGGAAUCCAUCAUCACGAGCUGCAAGAACGGUCAUAUCCGGACAUGGAACAGGCCGAGUGACGUCCCGGUACCGACAGAGGGUGCAUCCCAACCAUCCUAG
Molecule: messenger RNA, 1974 nt
Organism: Colletotrichum higginsianum IMI 349063
Lineage: Eukaryota; Fungi; Ascomycota; Sordariomycetes; Glomerellales; Glomerellaceae
Product: Catabolite repression protein crec
Exons: 8
Coding region: 1-1974 (657 amino acids)
Biological process (GO): carbon catabolite repression of transcription
Cellular component (GO): cell tip; nucleus; cell division site
Molecular function (GO): protein binding
Source: RefSeq, a predicted model, not a curated record